AUGGGCCGUCCCGCAAUUUCUGAGUUCUGCUCUGGCAAAGUAAUCGAAAAUAGGUUAUAUUCACACAUUCUUUUUUGUUGUAUAGUUUUUGAAGAAGUCGAUGAAGAUGACGAUGCAUUCAAGCACUGUGUAGCAGACAUAAUACUAAUACUAACGAAUAUCGAGAUGAUAACGGAUCCUAAAGUAGCAACUCACUGUGAAUUUAUUUCAUCCAUUCUGCAACAGUACAGCCUUACCAUUGUUAGAAAACAUAUCAAGGAGGAAAAAACUCUAUAUUUCAUUGAAGAAGGAUAUCUCUAA
Molecule: messenger RNA, 300 nt
Organism: Acaulospora colombiana
Lineage: Eukaryota; Fungi; Glomeromycota; Glomeromycetes; Diversisporales; Acaulosporaceae
Source: the annotation of a GenBank genome assembly